AUGCCUCAAAAGCGCAAGCGACCAGACCAAGAUCCCUCUGAACAAGAAUUGUUGCCUGCAUCCGCACUCAAAUCAACAUCUUCUGACUCUCAAUCAAAAUCCACCGGCGCGCGUCGGGCGACGCGUCAAACCCCAGUAAUUCCACCAACACCAGUGACGCAACUACAACCUCAACCACGCACGGAAACGGCGGUGCCGCCUCCUAUAAUACCUACACUAUCAUCAGCUUCUUCGAAACCGACAACCUCCCCAGAGCAGAAGCGGAGUCGUGCCUCCAACGGCCGUCCCCAACUACCUUCAUCACAACCCACGACGCAAAGUCAACACCCCCCUUCUGUGCUGCGAUGGGCUCCGCUUGAACAGCCUGGCCCAGCAGUAAGGCCUCCCCCUCAUCAUCUCCAUCCAACAACGAUGGCAGCCAUGCCCCCACCUCGGCCGAUUGCCGCUGGUCGUCCACCAUCAGACUUGGUUGCGCCUGAGAUCACCUAUCAUGUGCCCCAGUCGCAUACAAACUCAUUCCAGCGGACCUCAGCUCUUGUCCGACCUCAUGGCCCUACGGCACAACCACCACGUAUACUCGAACGACCGCCGCCUCCGACAGUCACGCCAGUUCACCCUCCGAAGCCUCCUGUCCCACCCUCUGUACGGCCGCCUCUUCGAGCUGAUCGCAACAUUGAUAAAGUCGUGUUGGGUAAUAUGUGCUUCAGUACGUGGUAUCCUAGCUACUAUGGAAAAGAAGUGCUUGGGGAAUCAUCAGGCAAUCUAGGCAAAAUAGGCAGCAAGGACCUGGGGGCCAAAGAUCAAGCUACAGGUGGUAAAUCAUCAUCCCGGCGGGAUCGCGAACAUCACCCAGUAGUUGAUCGCCUCUACGUGUGUCCUACCUGCUUCAAGUACUCCAAGGAGUUGGUUGCCUGGUGUCAUCACGUCCAUGUGUGUGAGAGGAAGACUCAGAUGCCUGGUCGGAAGGUAUACACUCAUCCACGGGGGCGCAGAAAGAUUCUUGUUCCCCAUGACAAUAAAACCUCUGGCCCCAAAAGACGGAAAGGAGAAGGAAAUAUUCGGUUAGUAGAGGAGAUCGUCCAGGACGAAGGAGAAUGGAGCGUUUGGGAGGUUGAUGGUGAAAAGGAUGGGCUCUUUUGCCAGAACCUGUCACUCUUCGCAAAGCUCUUCCUCGACAAUAAAUCCGUCUUUUUCGAUGUCACAGGUUUUAACUACUUCCUACUUGUUUACACACCUCCGAGUCGAUCUUCGCAGACUGCAACCGAGCACGAGCCCGAGCCCCCUUCGCCUCGAAUCACGGGAUUCUUUUCGAAGGAGAAAAUGUCAUGGGAUAAUAACAACCUCGCUUGUAUCCUCAUAUUCCCCCCAUGGCAGCGAAAGGGUCUUGGUGCGUUGCUGAUGGGGGCCUCAUACGAGAUAUCUCGGCGGGAGGGUAUUCUGGGCGGGCCGGAGAAGCCAAUUUCUGAUCUUGGUAAGAAGGGCUACAAACGUUACUGGGCAGGCGAAAUCGCGAGAUGGCUAUUGACUAUCAAUAUGGACUCAAAGACGCCCCAGAAAGAGGUCCUUGUGGAUCUCAGCGACUGCAGUAAGGCAACCUGGAUUCUUCCCGAAGAUUGCCUCCAGGUGUUGCGAGAUAUGGGUGUUGUCGAAGAGGCCGGUUUGGGUCCAAGGAAGCCUGAGGAAAAGCCUGUCCGCGAAGCCGAGGCCGAGGAGAAGAAAGGCGAAGACACAACAAGGACAUCGCCCACUGCUGACGGAGGCGCUAAAGAAGAGACUGUGCCAGUUGUCAAGAUGGUGCCGCGGAUACGGAUAGACAAGCAGGCGGUCCGUCGAUAUGUGGCCGAGAAUCGUAUAAGCCUGGAGCGGAUGUGUGAUCCUGCUGGGUUUGUCGAGGGCUACGCGAUCAAGGCACCCGAGGUAGUGGAAGAAGAGGUGGUCGAGGCGGAGGAGUGA
This is a messenger RNA of Fusarium fujikuroi IMI 58289, 1953 nucleotides long. Its product is annotated as related to histone acetyltransferase. NCBI's taxonomy places the organism in Eukaryota, Fungi, Ascomycota, Sordariomycetes, Hypocreales, Nectriaceae. Gene Ontology annotation, molecular function: histone acetyltransferase activity. Gene Ontology annotation, biological process: regulation of DNA-templated transcription. Bases 1 to 1953 code for a protein of 650 amino acids. The record is from RefSeq and is a predicted model, not a curated record. The transcript has 2 exons.